Messenger RNA from Medicago truncatula (barrel medic), 818 nucleotides. RefSeq names its product vacuolar iron transporter 1. The record is from RefSeq and is a predicted model, not a curated record. The transcript has 4 exons. NCBI's taxonomy places the organism in Eukaryota, Viridiplantae, Streptophyta, Magnoliopsida, Fabales, Fabaceae. Gene Ontology annotation, molecular function: manganese ion transmembrane transporter activity. Bases 1 to 753 code for a protein of 250 amino acids. Gene Ontology annotation, biological process: intracellular manganese ion homeostasis.
AUGGCUUGCAAUAGCAGCAACGAACACAGACUAACCCUUGAACCUGAGAAACAGAUCCUUCUCAAUAACCACACUGAGGAGCAUUUCACCGCCGGUGACAUAGUCCGUGACAUCAUUAUCGGUGCCUCUGACGGACUCACUGUUCCAUUCGCUCUUGCUGCCGGUCUCUCUGGCGCCAAUGUUGCCUCUUCCGUCAUCCUCACUGCAGGCAUAGCCGAAGUUGCUGCAGGCGCCAUCUCCAUGGGUCUCGGAGGUUAUUUGGCAGCAAAAAGUGAAGCUGAUCAUUACAAUAGAGAAUUGAAAAGGGAGCAAGAAGAAAUCAUUGCUGUACCAGAAACUGAAGCGGCUGAGGUGGCAGAAAUAUUGGCUGAAUAUGGAAUAAAGCCACACGAAUAUGGACCUGUUGUCGAUGCACUCACAAAGAAUCCUCAAGCAUGGGUUGAUUUUAUGAUGAAAUUUGAGCUGGGACUAGAAAAGCCAGAUCCAAUGAGAGCAUUGUGCAGUGCAAUGACAAUUGCUAUUGCUUACAUAUUGGGUGGAAUUGUUCCUCUCAUUCCUUACAUGUUCAUUCCAAAUGCAUCAGAGGCUGUUCUUUUUUCAGUAAUUUUUACAUUGAUUGCUUUGCUUAUCUUUGGCUUUGUCAAGGGAUGCUUCACCGGCAGCAAACCUAUCAAAAGUGCUUUCGAAACUGCUCUCAUCGGCGCCAUUGCAUCCGCAGCUGCUUUUGGUUUGGCAAAGGCUUUCAAUCCAUAGUUUCACGUUUUGUAUUUAAUGGCAACGAAGGCAAACUAUAUUACUUGUGGUCGCAACGAUUUUCA